AUGUCACUAAUUUCAAGCUUGCCGUAUGACAUACUCUUCCAGGUAGAAAAUUAUUUAUCGAAUCGAGAUUUAGAGACACUCAUAAAGACGUUCUUUGAUUUUCACGAUAAAUCUAUACUAUUUGCUACUUAUGUAAAGCUUUCAGAGAAAAAAAUCAUUAUUUCAGACACUCUUCGUAAUGAAUUAUUGUCUGAAAACGAUCAUGUUUAUCUAGGUCCAACAGAGUGUAUUCAAUUUUUGAAAGGCAUUAUGAUGUUUGAUGAAUCAUAUGGCAGCAACAUUUUUCCGAAAUCUAUAGUAUUUGAUUUAAUUUUGUCGAAAGAAAAAGCAUUUGUUGAAAUUCAUGAGGAGAUGUUUGAUUUUCUCAAGAAUGAGAGACAUAAGAGACGGUUUACAAGCAGUAGGUUUGAUUUAGUAGUUAGAUCCAUCAAAGAAUUUUCAACUGAAGAAGUAUCGAUCUUUCUUCGCAAUUUGGCCGUUGGUAUAGGUCCUCGAACUAGAGGAAUAAUAUUUUUGGGUUCUGUAAUAAAUAUUGAUUUAUCAUAUGUUGCAACUUUAUUUGAUAGCCUUCAAUGCCUUGAUUUAAAUGAUUUUCACCAGCACUCCAAAGUUGAUUAUUUACCACAGAGUGUUGAGAACUUUGUAUUUAAAGAUGUUCAAUUGAAUGGCAAGAAGCUUCCAGACAAUACCAAAUCAUUAAGACUAAAGAAUUCAACAUUCAACAAUUGUCUUGGCGUACGUUUACCAGUAAUAGAGGAGUUAGCUUUAUGUAAUAUCCCAGAGAUUUCAAACUUUGUCCUGCAGAACUGGUCGAGUACUUUGGUGUCAUUAGUGUUGGAUAGUGUGGAGUUAAAGGUUGAUAAUUUGAAAUUACGAGAACUACAUAAUUUGGAAAGAUUGAAAUUAAUUGAUCUUUCCAAUGAAUUUGGGUACGGAUUCAAGUGCCCACCCCUGCUUCAUCUGCUUUAUAUCCAGGACAAAUAUCUACCUUAUCUUUCAAUUGAUUUCCAAAGCCUACCUGAAACUUUAAUUUGUUUAACUUUAAGAGGAGAUCUACCAUUUAAGUUUGACAACAUAGCUUUUCCUAGAAAUUUAGACUCCUUGGUUUUACAAGGCGGUGGAGGGAUUUUUCAAUGUGAAAACUUUAAAUGCCCUCCAAAGUUACAAAAGUUGAUUAUAACUUUACAGAAGUUCAGAAAUGUUCAUAAAUUUAAGUUAGCAAAGACGUUAAGAGAAGUUAAUUUGAGCAGUAAUAAUAUCACGAAAAUUUCAACAAUGAAAUUCCCAUGCAAUAUUCUGACUUUAUGCCUCAGCAAUAACAACUUUUCAAGUCUAAACGGUGUACAAUUUCCCCUUAGAAUGAAACAAAUCGACCUCACUCAAAAGUAUAGUUUAAUGGGUGCAUAUGACUUUACGAAGUACUCGUGGUUAUCUACGGCAAAUAUAUUCAUCAGUGAUAGCAAUAAAUUUAUAUUCAACGGUGGAGUAAAAAUCAUUAAUGAUUAUGACUGGAGAGUGGAUCGUAAAUGGAAGAAUAGGGAAAUUGAAUACUUCUAUUAA
Debaryomyces hansenii CBS767 is the source of this 1560-nucleotide messenger RNA. RefSeq names its product DEHA2E12980p. The coding region runs from base 1 to 1560 and encodes 519 amino acids. The transcript has a single exon. The record is from RefSeq and is a predicted model, not a curated record. Gene Ontology annotation, molecular function: protein binding. Lineage: Eukaryota; Fungi; Ascomycota; Pichiomycetes; Serinales; Debaryomycetaceae.